CCAUGGAGCUGCAGCACUUGAAUGACGCAGGUGUCCAGGUGAACACACUGGAUCUCUGUGUCACUGGCAGGAGACAGCUAAUCACGAUUAGCAAAGUAGAAAAUGAGAAGGCCCUCGCAGUGAUGAGCGGAAUUUGUUGCUUCGAGUUAUUUUACAACAUCAGUGAAAUAUUUACUGAAGCACGCCUCUCAGGAGCGGCUAGAAACUUCUGUAUUUCUAAUGAGGACGCUGUUCUCCUGUGUUUCAUGAAGCUGUACCAUGACACAUCAUUUAGCUUGCUGGCAGUACUUUUUGGAAUUCACAGAACGACAGCGGCAAAUAUAUUUAAGGAAGCUAUCAUGAUCUUGGCCGGUGUGCUCAAACAUGCAAUAUUUCUGCCAAGCAAAGAAGCUGUCACAGCAUGUAUGACCGUGUAUUUCAAAGAGUACCCGGACACAAGGAUGGUGCUUGAUUGCACUGAAAUACCGUGUGAAAGGCCGAAGGACCUGAAGUCCAGAAUUCUAACGUAUAGCCAUUACAAGCGCACGUACACGGCAAAAGUGCUGGUAAGCGAGACCCCUGGUGGCCUCAUCAGUUAUGUCAGUGCAGCAUAUGGUGGCAAGGCUUCGGACUCUUUUAUAACUAAAGAUACAGGACUACUUGAAACUUGUAUUCCAGCUGUUGAUGCAGUUAUGGUAGACAAGGGAUUUCUAAUUCAAGAACUCUGCAAAGAGAAAAAUAUCAAAAUGAUCAGGCCGCCAUUUCUGAAACAGCCUCAGCUGACUACAGAAGAAGCAGUCACGAACCAGGCAGUUGCAAGGGCCAGGGUCCAUGUAGAGCGGGCAAUCCAGCGCAUGAAGCUCUUCAAAAUUCUCCAAAACCGCCUGGAUCUGGACUUGUUGCCGUAUAUUGAUGCCAUCAUUACAGUUAUUGUGGGCACAACUAAUCUGUCAAAACCUAUAUUCAGUGAGAAACGGUUCCUCCGAAAUGAUGCAAAUGCUCUGUAGUGAUCUGUUGUACACCCAGUGGUCGUUGUUAAACUCCUUCCCCCUGCUGUUUCAUUACUGAG
Molecule: messenger RNA, 1048 nt
Organism: Rhipicephalus sanguineus (brown dog tick)
Lineage: Eukaryota; Metazoa; Arthropoda; Arachnida; Ixodida; Ixodidae
Exons: 1
Coding region: 3-986 (327 amino acids)
Source: RefSeq, a predicted model, not a curated record